UCUCCAUAUCGCAAACGAGGAGGAAUCGGCCGGUUUAUCGAACAUGUGCAUACGAUCGCAGCACCGCGUGCGUGUGCCAAGCAAGUUCUAUAAGAGAUGAAUACGCGCGUAAUAAUGUUUCGAAAGAUAAUAAUAAUACAUCACACGGACGGUGUUCGCUCGUAAUGACGUGGCAAAUAUGACACGCGGUGUUGUACAUAUUAUGGAAUCGCCACUUACGUGCGAAUUACUGAAAGUUAAAACGCAUCCGCUUCCACGCGGUUUAGUAACUGUGCGGCCGUUGUUGAAUUCGUAUCGCAACUGCCGAGCAAUUCUCUUAUUCUGCUUCCGGUAGAUACCGUUCGAUAACUGCACACGCCAAGUGUGCGGGUAUUUUCUCUGAUCGCGCGUUUCGUCCGUCUCAUCUUCUUUCCGCGUGUGUGCUGUUGCAUCAAAAAAUUACCUUACACCUUGCAACGAAAUUGCGCUGCGUUUAGCUUCGCGGUCAUUCUUUCCUUAAUUUGAAAAUCGACUUGUCUUUACCCAGAAAUAACUAAUAAUCUUUGUUUUUGUCGUUUUCAUUAAAGAUAAAUGAUAAUAAUUAACGGCUUUUCAAAUGGAAUAAGCGGAACAACUGCGGGACGGCAUUCGGCGGCCAUCAACAUUAUCAGUGUUUUAAAUUGCCUGUAGAUAGUCUACGAAAUAAAUCCAACGACUGCACUGCGAAUUCCGAGAGUGGGGACAUUAUCUCGCUCGUGUAUGUACACUUGGCAGACACUUGGAAUCAAAGUUCACGUGGAAAAAGCACCGAGACGAAAAACGUUCAAGGUGAAUCAAGUCACGGGGUGUGAUGACGAGUCCGUCGUCGUGCAAUAUUCUUCUGUGUGAAAGUAUCGCUCUUACGGCCGCGGAACUGCUGAAUUUGUUGUUCGCUCCGUCGCGCAGCGAUAGCUCGCAACUCCGUGACGUGAACAAGACGCAUAACUGUUAUCGUCAGCAACGACGAGCGCGGCAUAUUCAUUAGCGGUCUCGGGUAAGGCAGUAAAAUGUACUUUAGAUGAACGAGCUACGGCGCUCCUCUCUUUCGCACUGCGCUCUGUAAUCUCGCGUCGAUAGGAGCGUGUACUCGGCGUCGACACGCGCGUAUCCGCGCGGCAAGAUACUCGUGGAGGAAGAGGAGGAGGAAUCUGUUGUCAUACGUCGCUCCUCAACGUCAACAAUAAUUCGAUAGUCGUGUUCCGGCCCUGCUGGAUGUGUCGGCGAAUGGAAUUCAAGUGAGAACCGCUCGAAAAUCGUAUCGAUAAUACGGAAACAAGUGAGAUCGGCACGCCGAUUCGAAAUGUGAUCUACGUCAUCUACGUCAUCGAAUUAUUAACCGAGAUCGUACGAUAAAUAUUCAGAGCAAUGGUGGGUUACGUGCGAUUCAUGUUCGCUAUAAUGCUCUGCAUUGCGAACAUGAUCAUCUACGGUCUGAAAGUGAACAUCGCGACCGCUAUCAUCGGUAUGGUGAAGAAGAAACCCGGUAUACCAGAUUGGUCGGACGAGUGUCCAGAAUUUGAGACUGAUGCUGAUAUCAUCACUGAUAUCGAUGGACCGUUCGAUUGGACGUCGAAAGAGCAAGGUCUGGUCGUUAGUAUAUACUUCGCUGGAUAUCUCGUUGGUAUGUUUCCGGCGGGCUACUGUGCGGACCGAUUCCACACGAAGACGGUAUUGCUAAUUUGCGUGUUGGGAAACGCGUUUUUAACAAUCUUGGUGCCAGUCACGGCGAGCUCGCUGGUCGCGCUGUACAUUGUGAGAUUUUUGACUGGCGUAGUGAGCGCGGCAAAUCUGCCGAUAGUGAACGUUCUUGUGGGAAAAUGGGUCGUCUACGAGGAGAAGAGUAUGUGGGUCGGCAUCAUAUACGCCGGCACGUCGCUCGGCACGGUGAUAUCUAUUCUCACCUCGGGAAUGAUAUUGGACUUUUUGGGCUGGGAGGCGAUCUUUUACAUUCACGGGAUACUACCGUUGAUUUGGUGCGUUGUUUUCUACAUAUUCUUCGAAGACUCGCCGGAGGAGCAGAAGUAUAUCUCAGAGGAUGAAAGAUCACUCGUCGUCAACUCGUACGGUCAUCGCGCGCCCGGCACCGCGAAGAUGAAGGUCCCAUGGAAAAGCAUCUUUACGUCGGUGCCGUUUUGGGCUCUGAUCGCUACCAAUACUUUGGGCAACUUCGGUUGGUACUUCCUGCUCACUCAGAUGCCGCUUUAUAUGAAUAAAAUAUUGCGGUUUGACAUUAAAGCGAAUGCUCUUAUUACUUGCACGCCGUACUUCGUGAAUGCCUUCACUAAUCCGAUGCUUGGAAAAAUAUUAGAUACUGGACGGAAAAGGGGACUUUGGACUCAGACCAUCGCCCGUAAAAUCGCGGUGUUCAUAAGUUCUAUACCUGCCAGCAUCUUUCUGCUCAUAAUCGCAUACAUUGGUUGCGCUCGCGUGACGUCUACCGUCCUGCUGACUCUCAGCAUAAUAGUCUGCGGUGCUAUAUUCGUCGGCCAUCUCACUAAUCAGAACGAUCUGGCCCCGAAUUACGCAGGAAUUCUCAUGGGCAUUACAAACACACCGGGCACGAUUUCUGCCUUUAUCCUGCCACCAAUAGUCGGCGCCCUCGUGGAGGAAGGACACACUAUGGGGCGCUGGAGAUACGUCUUUUGGAUCACCGUCAUUGCUCAAGUGCUCGCUUUUCUGAUAUUUUCGGUUUUCGGAUCCGCAAAAAUCCAAGAAUGGAAUUACCCGCCCAUGGAAGUUGAAAAUUGGGAUGCUGAGGAGCAACAACGGCCACGACAACAAGAAACUAAGACAUAAAUUAGGAGACUAUUUUCGCGUAAUGUCUAUCUGAAAACACGUUUUUUUUAGACGUGAAUUCAUUUGUAUGUUACGUAAACAAGAAGAUGCUAUCUCAGAGAGUUUGUCGUUCUCGUUACACGCGUGACGUCAUCAUGCCAUUGAGUAAUAAUCAUGUUAUUACGCGAUAUGAUACGUAUGAUCGCCGUAUUUUUGCAAAUUAUACACGUUUUACGUAUUUUU
Messenger RNA from Dinoponera quadriceps, 3036 nucleotides. RefSeq names its product sialin-like. The transcript is spliced from 7 exons. Gene Ontology annotation, molecular function: transmembrane transporter activity. The record is from RefSeq and is a predicted model, not a curated record. Gene Ontology annotation, biological process: monoatomic anion transport; transmembrane transport. Lineage: Eukaryota; Metazoa; Arthropoda; Insecta; Hymenoptera; Formicidae. The coding region runs from base 1384 to 2814 and encodes 476 amino acids.